Hydra vulgaris (swiftwater hydra) is the source of this 886-nucleotide messenger RNA. Its product is annotated as bis(5'-nucleosyl)-tetraphosphatase [asymmetrical]. The record is from RefSeq and is a predicted model, not a curated record. Gene Ontology annotation, biological process: AMP biosynthetic process; ATP biosynthetic process. Gene Ontology annotation, molecular function: bis(5'-nucleosyl)-tetraphosphatase (asymmetrical) activity. Lineage: Eukaryota; Metazoa; Cnidaria; Hydrozoa; Anthoathecata; Hydridae.
UACGUGAGGAGAAAUGGUUGGGGUAGGAGGGUAAAGAUUAGUGGUGCGUGUAGGUGCGUACAAUGGGGGACGCGGGUGAGGGUUGUUAAUCCUAUAUCAAUGGUUUUACUGUGUACAUCCAUUUUACAUCCAUUUUUACUUUGUGGGUGCUCCUUAUACCGUUAGAUCAUAAACGAUUAGAAAAGUUAGUUAUUUUGCACUCCAUAUCCAUAGUUGGUCAAAAGUUUUAGUCAUUAUAAUAAUUAUAUUUUAAUAAAAUGGCGACUUCAAGAGCAGCAGGUUUUAUUAUAUAUAGACGUUUAAAAUCUGUAGAGUAUUUAUUGUUACAAGCUUCAUAUGGAAGUUUUCAUUGGACACCACCUAAAGGGCAUGUAGAUCCUGGUGAAGAUGACAUGACAACUGCUUUUCGAGAAACGUUUGAGGAGUCUGGAUUGCAUAAAGACCUUAUUAAUGUUCAUAGUGAUAUGGAAUUUCACUUGAAUUAUAAAGCUUAUGGAAAAUCAAAAACUGUUGUUUAUUGGUUAGCAGAAUUAACGGCUAAAAAUGCAGAAAUAAAGUUAUCGGACGAGCACCAAGCAUUUAAAUGGGUUGAAUAUCCAGAAGCACUUAACUUGUCGGGUUUUGAUGAUUUAAAGAGAUUGUUUACUAAAUGCAAUGAGUAUUUAAAUAGUUUGUAAAUUAUGGUAGCAUAAUUAAUCAGCCACAAGUUUUAAAAAUGUUUUAACCUGCUUGCUGAUCAUAUUUUUUUUAAAUGGUUUAUAAAACUGAUGUUUCACUGAUUGAUGUUGCACUAGUUUUUAAAUGAUGCUUUAAAUAUUAUAUAAAUAUUUAAAUAUAUACCUGUAUCUAAAUCAGAGCAUUUAUUGAGAAAUAGAGUAUUUAUUGA